CGUAGGGCUGUCGGCCGGUGAGGGGACGGGCAGCUGCAUCUAGAGGGUGGCGCGGGAACCUGAGGCCUUGCAGCCAUGUCUGAGCUCAGCGAUGAAGCCAGCGAGCCGGAGCUCCUCAACUGCAGCUUGUCCAUGUGGUAUGGGCUUGGUGCACAGGUCAGCCGAGAGGAGCUGGAUGUCCCCUUGGAUCUUCACACAGCUGCCUCCAUUGGCCAGUAUGAGGUGGUGAAGGAAUGUGUGCAGCGGAGAGAGUUAGAUUUGAAUAAGAAGAAUGGUGGUGGUUGGACCCCGCUGAUGUAUGCCUCCUACAUUGGACACGAUACCAUUGUCCACCUGCUGCUCGAGGCAGGGGUGAGUGUGAAUGUGCCGACCCCGGAAGGGCAGACUCCACUGAUGCUGGCCUCCAGCUGUGGCAACGAGAGCAUCGCCUACUUUCUGCUCCAGCAAGGUGCAGAGCUUGAAAUGAAAGACAUCCAGGGCUGGACUGCACUCUUCCACUGCACCAGUGCCGGCCACCAGCAGAUGGUCAAGUUCCUCCUGGACAGUGGAGCCAAUGCCAACGUGAGGGAGCCUGUAUAUGGAUUCACUCCUUUGAUGGAAGCAGCUGCCUCUGGCCAUGAGAUAAUUGUGCAGUAUUUUCUGAAUCAUGGAGCCAAAGCAGACAUGAGAGACCACAGUGGAGCCACGGCCCAGACGCUGGCCAGGCGGUAUGGGCACAUGAAGAUAGCGGCCUUGAUGGACACUCACUCACCUGCACUGCCUAAGAGCCUUUACCGGAGCCCAGAAAAAUAUGAAGAUCUGAGCUCAUCAGACGAGUCCUGGCCUGUUCCUCAGCGCCAGAGGCCCUGUCGAAAGAAGGGCCUCAGCAUCCACGAGGGCCCACGUGCCCUGGCCAGGAUCACAGCUAUUGGACUUGGAGGCAAGAUCCAGACCAACUAUGAGCAAGUUCCUCCACUGGGAUAUGUGACCUUUACCAGCAGUGAUGAGAAUACCCUGGAAGUUGAGGGCCUCUGCUACCGAGAUGUCACCUCCCCCAUUAAUGAGCAGGAUGUGGAGAGCAGCAGCAGCAGCAGCCGGGAGGAACCCACUUUCUGUGCCAGUCUUGGACCCGUGUGGAGGAGCAGCAGCAGUGAUGGCCUGGCAAGAGCCCAGGGGCUCAGCAGCGAAGCCUCCAUAGAAAGCAAUGAGGAUUCUGAUCAUACCCGCAAAAGCUCGGUUCGCAAACAAACCAAGAGUUAUUUGAAGAGCAAGAGUCGUUACAGCAACAGUGAUAGUCAGUGGCCUUCCAGCACAGGGACUGCAUGUACCCCAGGAUCUGACCCCCAAGCUGAGAAGUCCUCCUACUCAGGACCUCAGGACCUUGCCACACUGCUGGAACAGAUUGGGUGUCUGAAGUACCUGCAAGUGUUUGAGGAGCAGGAUGUGGACCUUCGCAUCUUCCUGACCCUCACUGAAAGUGACCUGAAGGAAAUUGGCAUCACGUUGUUUGGGCCUAAAAGGAAGAUGACCUCUGCCAUUGCCCGCUGGCACAGCAGUGCCCGCCCUCCUGGGGAUGCACUAGAGCUGGCCUAUGCUGACCGGCUAGAGGCUGAGAUGCAGGAGCUCGCCAUCCAGCUGCACAAAUGCUGUGAGGAGGCAGAGGCUCUCCGUGGCCAGGUGUCCCAAGAGCAGGAAUUGCGGGCUGUAGUAGAGAGCUGCCUCCUGGAGCAGGAUAGUGCCCGAAAGGACAUCCAUGCCCAGCUGCAGGAGGCCCAGACCCUGGCCAAGGAUGCUGCCCUUGUGCUGGACCAGCUGCGGGCCUGUCAGGCUGAGCUGUCAGCUCGAGUGAGGCAAGACCAGUGCCCCAGCGAAGCUGUCCUAAGGCCACCCUUUCUCUCAGCAGAUUCCAAAGGCUGGCCUAUUCCCCUGCAGGCCUUGAGUCUCCCUGAGCUGUCAGGGGCCCUGGAAAACUGUGUCAAUGAGAUGGGCACUAUGCUCUGUAACACAGAGCCUGGAGAAGCUACAGACGCUGAAUGGGAAGAAAUGGCGGGAACCGUAGCCAGGAGGGAUGGUGAGAGUACCCACAAGCCCAUGGGCACCCUGGACCACCUAACUUUCCUGUCCCUUCUUACCAGGCUUUUCUAAAAUUUUCUUUUCUUCAGAUUCUGACGUUGGGUGAUGGAUCCACCCUGAAGUGACAUGUGCCAUGCAAGACAGGGCAGUGAGCAGAUGGCUGCAGCAGCCCAGGGGAUGGAAAGCCAGCCCAGGGAGCAGCUUGUGGACAGGCAGGAGGACAGGACUUCAGUCCCUGCCAGGGCAGCUGGGGCCAGCCCUGAGGCAGGAUGAAAGGCCUGGCACCCGGAUAAGCGGGUAGGCAGCUCUGGCCUAGACAGGACUGUGUGACAUGCAGAUGCCACACUGAGGCUUGUUUGGUCUGAAGGUGAGGUCUGGGGUACCUAGAAAAUGUUGUCAGUUGGAGAAUAAAAUUACUUGCAAGUUGGA
Messenger RNA from Onychomys torridus (southern grasshopper mouse), 2481 nucleotides. RefSeq names its product ankyrin repeat and sterile alpha motif domain containing 3 (gene Anks3). The record is from RefSeq and is a predicted model, not a curated record. The transcript is spliced from 16 exons. Bases 76 to 2124 code for a protein of 682 amino acids. Lineage: Eukaryota; Metazoa; Chordata; Mammalia; Rodentia; Cricetidae. Gene Ontology annotation, cellular component: cilium. Gene Ontology annotation, molecular function: protein binding.